GGCGGCUACCACCCGGUGCAGGUGGGGGAGCAGUUCAACAGCGGGCGCUACACGGUGCUGCACUAUCUAGGCCAGGGCCACUACAGCACGGUGUGGAUGGUGCAUGACACGCUCACGCAGCAGCAGGUGGCGAUGAAGGUGGUGCGCAGCGCGGAGAACUACACCGAGGCGGCGCGGGACGAGGUCACGCUGCUGACCCAGAUCCGCGACAACGACCCCGACGGAGCCAACCACUGCGUGCGCCUGCUGGACCAGUUUGAGCACACGGGGCCGCACGGGCGCCACGUGUGCGAGGUGUUUGAGGCCAUGGGCGACGACCUGCUCACGCUCAUCAGGGCGUACGAACACCGCGGCAUCCCGCUGCACAUUGUGCGCCACCUGACGCGCCAGACCCUGGUGGCCCUGGACUACCUGCACAUCAAGUGCCAGAUUGUGCACACGGACCUGAAGCCCGAGAAUGUGAUGCUGACCGAGUCGGUGCAGCCGCGCGGCACCCCCAACAGCAGCCUGCUCAAGGUGGGCGGGCGGCGCCUGGGAUUGGGAUGGCAGGCCAGGGAAGGGCAGUGCUCCUGUCAGCCGCUGCAGCGCGGUGCUGGGGCGCGCGUGGCACCGCACUAUGCCGCCUUUCCCUGCCCAACCCACGCGUGGCGCCGCACGCCUGUGUUGUGCCCCACCCACCCCUCCCCUCCCCGCCCGCUCCCCCUGUGCUGGCGCCAGGUGGACAAGGAGGAGCUGGAGCCGCGGCUGCUGCGCAUGGGCUGCAAGAUUGUGGACUUUGGCAACGCCUGCUGGACAGACCGCCAGUUCUCGCAGAACAUCCAGACGCGGCAGUACCGCGCGCCAGAGGUCAUCCUGGGCGCCGGCUACGACGACUCUGCCGACAUCUGGAGCCUGGCCUGCAUGGUGUUUGAGCUGGUCACGGGCGACUUUCUGUUCCAGCCCAACGCGCGCGGGCAGUACAGCAAGGACGAGGACCACCUGGCUCAGAUGAUUGAGCUGCUGGGCGCGAUGCCGGCCGAGGUGGCGGGCGCCGGCAAGCACUCUGCCGAGUUCUUCACCUCUGGCGGCGCGCUGCGCAACAUCGACGAGCUCAACCUGUGGCCGCUGGAGCAGGUGCUGCAGGAGAAGUACUUCCUGCCCGCAGCAGAGGCCCAGCAGCUCCGCGACUUCCUGCUGCCCAUGCUGCACUUUGACCCCGCCAAGCGCGCCUCGGCGGCAGACAUGCUGCGCCACCCGUGGCUG
Chlorella variabilis is the source of this 1242-nucleotide messenger RNA. RefSeq lists its product as hypothetical. The record is from RefSeq and is a predicted model, not a curated record. The transcript has 7 exons. The annotation marks the transcript as partial. Gene Ontology annotation, biological process: protein phosphorylation; regulation of mRNA processing; spliceosomal complex assembly. Gene Ontology annotation, molecular function: protein kinase activity; ATP binding. Lineage: Eukaryota; Viridiplantae; Chlorophyta; Trebouxiophyceae; Chlorellales; Chlorellaceae.